UUACCCUUAGUUUAGUUUAGGUGUAGCGGAGCGCACAGAAAUCGGAUAAAUUGGACGGUGCGCAAAUGGCACAUUUAGCUCAGCUGUAACCCGAGGUUGAGGGAAUAUAUGUCAACAAAGUAUGCUUUUCUCAGAGGACACUAUUGCAAGACUUUGCAUGGUGUCCGAGGCUCUCACUAGUAUUUGAGUUUUAUUUUUUUCAGCGUGCAAAAUCCUGCGAUUUAAUUUCCCCUCGAAGUUCUUUUUGCACAUUUUGAAAUUGCAGAGGAGAGAGCGACACAGGGGUUAAAGCCCGUACAGGAAAGUAAAUCAGUAUGGAAGAAAAUGAUCAGGGCAACAGAGACGCGAUGGUGGAGGAGUCGGCAGAUGAAUCCAACAGAGAUGAAUCCAACAGAGCCAUCCUUCCCAUGCUGCAGCCCGGGAACCCGCAGAUCCCGCACCGGGUCACCAAUUUCUUCAUCGACAACAUCCUGCGGCCGGAUUUCGGACGCAAAAAGGAUGGUGGAGAGAGCCGAGAAUUAGAGAGCAGCCUGAGCCUCCACAGCCCUGCUCAGACCGAGCCGGUGGGAGGGAACACGGUGCCGGCAGAGGGGACCUCCACUCCACACACUGUCACCGGGACCAAGAAGCCACCUAUCGCCGAGGAGGAGACCCUGAAAGCCCGCAGAGAGAAAGGAGACCAGUGCCUAAGCUCAGACUCAGACAGUUCCCAAGCCAGCUCGAACCCUUCCCAGUCCAAGCCCAUGCUGUGGCCGGCCUGGGUUUACUGCACCAGAUACUCGGACAGGCCUUCUUCAGGGCCAAGAUCUCGUAAACCAAAGAAGAAAUCGACGACCACCACCACCACCACCACCAGCAGCAGCAGCAGCAGCAGCAAAGAGGACAAGCGACCACGGACGGCCUUCACUGCAGAACAGCUGCAAAGACUAAAAACCGAGUUCCAGACGAACCGCUAUCUGACCGAGCAGAGGCGGCAGCACCUGGCGCAGGAGCUGGGCCUCAACGAGUCCCAAAUCAAGAUCUGGUUCCAGAACAAGAGGGCCAAAAUCAAGAAGGCCAGCGGGGCUAAAAACUCUCUGGCCUUGCACCUGAUGGCACAGGGACUUUACAAUCACGCCACGGUCACGUCCAAGGACGAGAAAUCCGACAGCGACUGAUCAGCGGUCUGUGUCAGCUCAGAGUCCUGCAGUGAAGCCGGACAUGUUGAGCACCCCAAAGUUUAAUCAAAUAAAUAUAUAGUAGGGGUCUCUAGCACAUAGAAACUGCAGGAUGCUAACCUGCAUAUGUUGCGCAAUUUGCAUUAGUCGUGUUAAUGAGCACUAAUUGCGAUAUAGUGGACAAUAGUAAAAAAAAACUCGCUUGGAUGAUUUGGGCAAUUUUGGAAAGAUUUAGGAAGUCAUUGAGGCUGCCGAGUCCAUUUCUGAGAUUUUCAGGAUAAAAAAUCUCAGUUUUAACCAGAAAGAGGCUAUAUUUGUCAGAGUUUUAUUAAUUUUGGGUCAUUUGGAUUGGACAGAUCGCCUUUAGAAUUGACCACAGUAGAGAUAAUAAUAUUCCUCUUGUGCUCUCUAUAUCCAAUGAUCGCAGAACUGCUUAUGGUAGUCAAAAUCAGCCCACCGAGAGUACACAUAUCAUUUCUGAUCCUGAAAAUGUCAGAAACGGACUGAAUUACCCCCAACACCGGCCGAAUCGGGAGGUCAUUUUUUAAUAUUGUCUUAAUUAAUGCAACUUCUGCAAAAUGCCCAACAUGCAAGUUAGCAUCCUGCAGUUGCUAUGUGCUGGAGACCCGAACUAUACAUUUCUGUCAUUAAACUUUGGGGUCUUCAACGUAUCCGGGUCCACAAAGCUGGCAACCAGACCCCGGAGCAGCCUCCUGACGACAGAGAAGCUAUAGUCCUCCGAUAGAUUUUUAUAGAGAUAUCACAGCAGCACUACAGGAAAUAUUUAAAGAAAACCACUAUACUGCUCACCCACUCCAGAUAAACCAGUCCCCACAGAAUGUCAGUCUCUAUAGCCUCCUGCAGGAAUAUUAUAGUGGUUCUUCGUUUUAUGGGAGGGGUCUGUCAAGCCUACAAUGCAAUAAUCUCAUCGAAUAAAGGGCCAGUGUAGAGAAUACCAGCAUCAAUCGUUUUAAAAAAUAGAGAGAUAUUUCUGCAAUAUCACGUCUAUAAAAGAUGUUGUAUAGAAGUCAUUGUUCGUCCCUCUCCCCCCCCCACCCCCCACAUGAGGUGCUUACACCCUUCAUUUUUCUAUAGGCCUCUCAUGAUUGUCAUUUCUCCAUGGAGCUAAAGCUGAUGUGUCAGUGAAGUGAACCAACCGAAGUCCAAAGAGCAUUUCUGCUGCACCCAGGCUACUGUGAACCCCCAUGCUAACACCACCUUUAUUAUUAUUAUUGUUGUUGUUGUUGUUAUUAUUAUUAUCCCAUGAUUGUUGUGUGUUGAUGUGAAAACAGGACGAAGGUGUUUUAAAUGUAAUCGGGCAGACAAUGAAUUUUUUGAUACGUUUUUUAAAAAAGAUGCGAAAAGAAGUGAUUUUUGUCUAACGCGCCACUAAUGCUAAGCUAGGCUAACCCCCCUCUCCGAUGCAUCAGCUGUUCUAGUCUAACCAGCAAUAUGAUCCGUUUUGUAGCUUGAAGGCUCACUCUGUAGCAGAAAGACAAUGAUGACCCCCCCCUUCUGUUUACCUUCUCUAUAUACAGUUUAUGACAUUAUCACGACAAGGCGAACCCGUCCGACUGAACUACAGACCGUUGUUGAAAGGACUUCAUAUGUGUAUUUAUAUAGAUUAUAUUGAGAAAAAGAUCUAUCCAAUGACCAGUGUUGCUUUAGAGUAGAUAUCUGAGGUGUUUACACUGCUUGUUUAUCUUGCAAUAACUUCCUUUUCUUUUGGUUUUGUGAAUGAAAAUAGUUUAUGGGGCCUUUUUGCAUGAAAGCUGCAAUUUGUUGUACUUGGUGGGGGUGGUGGGGGGGCAAAAAUAACUGUGUUUAUAAACUCUACCGACGGGAGUAUGAAGUUUUAGACUGUAUCCAUACCAAAUUGUGGACUUUUCUGCCUUUUUCAAAGUGUUUUUGUUGUGUAUCUGCAAAAAAAAGUGUGUGUGAAUUAAAAUCCACCAAACAGAAACACACUUUGCCUUAAAGUUCAAGAGUGAACUUUUGUUCUGAAACAGAAACUGUGCCGAAUCAGAGAAGCAGUAUUACUAUUCAAUGCCUUUAUGAAAGCACUGCUGGUACGACAUUAUGAAUCAUCAGCGUAUAUCUAUCUAUAUAUGAACAUGUUUAAAUGACAACACAGAGUUGUAGAAGACAAUGCUAUUUUUUAUUUUAUGUUGGAAGUAUUCUUUGGUAUAAGUGUACAUAAUUUGUAUCCUGUAUUAAUUGUGUAAUUAACUGCCUCCUGAACACUGCAAAAGAAGAGUAAAUAAAACC
Eleginops maclovinus (Patagonian blennie) is the source of this 3425-nucleotide messenger RNA. RefSeq names its product engrailed homeobox 2a (gene en2a). Gene Ontology annotation, cellular component: nucleus. Gene Ontology annotation, molecular function: DNA-binding transcription factor activity, RNA polymerase II-specific; RNA polymerase II cis-regulatory region sequence-specific DNA binding. The transcript has 2 exons. Lineage: Eukaryota; Metazoa; Chordata; Actinopteri; Perciformes; Eleginopidae. The coding region runs from base 315 to 1157 and encodes 280 amino acids. Gene Ontology annotation, biological process: neuron differentiation; multicellular organism development; regulation of transcription by RNA polymerase II. The record is from RefSeq and is a predicted model, not a curated record.